AUGAAGCACUUCAUCACCCUCGCUGCCUUCGCUGCCGGCUCCAACGCCCUCGUUGGCCGUAGUGAUAGCUGCUGCUUCCACCUCACCUCCUCCGGCGGUGCUUCUGGCGAACUCGGCCAGCUGAGUGAUGGCCAGAACCGUAUCGGCGAUAACACCCUGUCGGCAGCUCAGUACUGCAUCGACUCCAAGGGUGCCAUCACCGACAACAAGGGCCGUGGCUGCAUUCUCACCCCCCCAACUACUCAGUUCCAGUGUGACGAGGGUGCCACCCCAACCCCAGGCUUCUCAAUCAACUCCAACGGCCAGCUGGUGUACGACAACAACAGCAACUUCUUUGCCUGUGAGACCGGCCAGAGGGGUGGCCUGAACGUCUACACCACCAAUAGCACCGAUGUCACCCAGUGCACGAACGUGGAGCUCAAGGCCGACUCCUGCUCCAACUCCGGCUCUGGUUCCGGCUCCAGCGCGUCAUCCUCUGCCCCUGUCGUUCAAUCCUCCUUUGGUUCCUCCAGCAUGCCGACGGCUCCUGUCUCUACUCCUGGCGGUGGCUCUGGCCCCGGUGGUGCUGGCUCGGAGUCUACCCCCGCUGGCUCGGGUUCCGGUUCCCAGCCUACUCCUGGUAGCCCCGGCUCCAGCUCUGGCUCUGCUGGCGGCGGUGGUGUCCCCUCGGGCUCCACUCCUAGCGGCUCGGGUGCUGGCGAGUCUCCCCUGCCUGGCUCUCCCCAGACUGUUAUGACUACUGUUACUGUCACUGAUUGCAGCUGCUCUGCUUCUGGUCUCCCUGGCUCCCCAAGUGGUGGUGGCUCUGGUGCUCAGCCUAGUGGUCCCACUGGCGGCUCGCAGCCCCCUGGAUCUGCCCCUGGUGGUGGCGGUGGUGGUGCUCAACCCUCCGGGUCUGCUCCCGCUACUUCUGGAGGCGGCGGUGGUGGUAGCCAACCCUCUGGACCUGCUCCCUCUGGCGGCGGCGGCGGAGGCAGCAAGCCUUCCAUGACUCCCUCCGUUUCUCGCUCCGGUGGUGGCCCUGAGCCCACCGGCUCUGCAACUGCUUCGGUCCCUGCUGACUCGGCUUCUUCUACCCCCUCGGCCAGCCAGUCUUCCAGCGGUAGCUGCCCUACCAACCUGAAUUCCGGCGACUACCAAUAUCCUCACCUGAUCAUUCCAGUUGACUCGACCAAGCCCAACGAUGCCGCAGGUACCUCUUACAACGGUACUGUGUCCUCGACUGUCUCGACCGCUUUCAACUUCGACAUCCCGGAGUCUUACGCCGGCAAGACUUGCAGCCUGGUCUUCCUGUUCCCCCUGAAGAAGGACCUCGAGACCACUGACUACACCUUCAGUGGUGACGGCAAGAUCGACUUCGCUAAGCUCUCUUCUGUUGUCAGCGAAAAGACUACCUCCAACAACAUGCCCUCCGUCGCCCAGGACCUUGGCGACAUCACCAUCUCCCCCGGCAACGGCUACGUUGUCUCCAGCUUCUCCUGCCCUGCCGGUACUACUGUCGCCUACGAGAUGAAGGAGGCUGGCAGCACUAACAUCAACUGGUUCAAUGACUGGAACCCCUCUCCCCUGGGUCUCUUCAUCACCACUUGCUAA
Molecule: messenger RNA, 1593 nt
Organism: Penicillium antarcticum
Lineage: Eukaryota; Fungi; Ascomycota; Eurotiomycetes; Eurotiales; Aspergillaceae
Product: putative GPI anchored cell wall protein
Exons: 3
Coding region: 1-1593 (530 amino acids)
Source: RefSeq, a predicted model, not a curated record